Messenger RNA from Podospora anserina S mat+, 4863 nucleotides. RefSeq lists its product as uncharacterized. The record is from RefSeq and is a predicted model, not a curated record. Gene Ontology annotation, molecular function: ATP binding; eukaryotic translation initiation factor 2alpha kinase activity; protein binding. Gene Ontology annotation, biological process: regulation of translational initiation by eIF2 alpha phosphorylation; DNA damage checkpoint signaling. The transcript has 5 exons. NCBI's taxonomy places the organism in Eukaryota, Fungi, Ascomycota, Sordariomycetes, Sordariales, Podosporaceae. The coding region runs from base 1 to 4863 and encodes 1620 amino acids.
AUGGCGGGAAAAGGCGGUCAAAAGAAGGCCCCUCCUCAAACCAAGAAGAAUGGAACUGAGAGUUUCCCUGGGCUUAAAGGCCCUGGCCCAGCUCGGCCAGCGGUUAAGACACAGUAUCAAGAGAAACAAGCCGAUGAGGUGAUCGCCCUGGCAGCUAUUUACGGCGAGGAUUUUAUUCGACACUCGGCACCUCACGGUGCGUGGAAGAAAACCGAACCUGCAUUUGAUAUUAGAAUCAAAGCAGUAUCGGAUGACAACUUUUCAGUACUGCUCUCUGUGGUUCUUGUCGCCACAUAUCCCAAAUCCCCACCGCUCUUGACCCUCAAAAAUGAUGGUCAUCUCCGUGAAUCAACAAGGUUCAAAAUCCAAAAGUUUGUGGAGACGCAGCCAAAAAUAUGGGCCAAGGAUGACGAGGUCAUGGUCGACCGUCUUGUGGAAGGUAUCCGCGAUAUACUGGACGAGGCCGCCUUGAAGAAGGCCCAAGGUCUGGAGCUGCCUUCUCUGGAAGAGGAAAGGGCGGCCCAUGAAGCGGAAUUGGCAAAACAGGCACAGGACCACAAGGAGCAACAGGAGCAAAAGAAACUCGAGGAAACCAUGGAAGAAGAGCGAGUCCUCGGUGACAUGGUCCAAGAGGAGCUCAAACGCCAACGCAACAAGUUGAAGGAGUCGAGAAAGAAAAACCGAAGUCACAACAUGUCGCCCAAUCGAGCUCAAGCGGACCCCUCCGAGACCAACGUCGCCCUUGUGUUUGAUCAGGCUUGCAGUUUGAUGGACCACACUGGCGAUACCCACUAUUUCCAGACCGUCAUUGGCAAAACAGUUUGGCGCGAGGGACCGGUGACCACAGUGCACAAAGUCAAGCCGGUACUAGCCGCGAAACAUGUUCGUCCAAGUCUUGCAUUGAAGCAAGUCGAUAUCAAGUCGCACGGCAAAGACUCGACUCAGUUCAAGAAGCAACUUCAAGCCUUGGAAUCUCUGCUGGAGUCACUGAAGAAGCUAAACCACCAGAAUCUUUUGGAGCUUAUCAACUUCAAGAUCGACCGCACAGUCAGUGACAUUGACUCGUCCGGUCCCACGGUCUGGACCAUCAGUAUACUCACGCCCUUCUCGGACAAGGGACCUCUCGAUGAACUCCUCAGCUUGGCGGGGCAGAUCGAGAUCAGCAAAGCCAGAAUCUGGACCACGGAUCUUCUCGAUGCACUGGCAUAUCUCCACAGCAAUGGGAUUGUUCACCAGGACAUACACCCUGGCAAUAUUCUGCUUUGCAGAACGCCGGCGGGUGAUAUCGUUCCCAAGCUCUCCGACGGCGGCUUCCAGAAAGAACUCCACAGCAUAUCCACGAGCAUGGUCAAAGUAGUCACUAGCAGAGCAGCAAAGUCUGUCUACUGGUAUCCCGCAGAGAUUGCUGGAAUCUCCAAACCCCAGUACACGCAGAAAACAGACAUUUGGGAUUUUGGAAUAGUCUUCUUGCAGAUGGUAUUUGGCCUCAACGUUCCUGAAAAAUACCACUCCCCGUCGGCUCUGAUGGAUUCCCUGUCGCUUUCGAGCCCUUUAGAAGAGCUGGUAUCCAGGUUCUUUAAAGCAGACCCUAAGAAGCGGCCUCGUGCUUUUGAGCUUUGCUCUAGCGAGUUUCUCGCCACAAAUGCCCCCAUCCUGGUGGAAAACGACUCUGCGGUCGUUUCCGGUUCACUCUUAUCAGCACCCAAAUCGCUGCCACGGAGACUCCGGCAUGACUCGAUGAAUCGGACUGCUGUCACCUCCCGAUAUCAAGAAGACUAUAUCGAAGAGGCUCGCCUUGGAAAGGGCGGUUUUGGCGAGGUUGUUCGCGCUCGCAAGAUGAUUGAUGGGCGAUUGUAUGCCAUCAAGAAGAUUACGCAGAGGUCGCACGAGACCUUGUCUGAGAUGCUGAAGGAAGUGAGGCUCCUCUCACAGAUGAACCAUCCUGCAGUGGUUCGAUAUUACAACACUUGGCUCGAGGAAACCAUGGACUACUCUGAUGGCUCUGGACAAUCUGAAAGCGACGAUGUCUCCAGUGAAGACAGUUCCAACAAUACCCCAAUCUCCAGAAGCAUCAAUAUCGAGUUCGCUGAAAGCAAGAGCAGAGGUCUCGAUUUCAUGUCUUCAAGCGGACACCCGGACAUGGUUUUCGAGGAUGACUCUGGCGAGGAGGAUUCCGACGACGACGAUGAUGAAGAAGAUGAUGAAGAAGACAGCGAUGAGGAUGAUGAAUCGGAGUCAGGUGAGGAUACAUCCACCAUAGGCGAACGGGCACCGAGGCAUCUCCCUGUUCCGGCUCGAGGAGAUAGAAGGGGAAGUGGCCGCCCCUUUCGUACAGUCAUGUAUAUUUCCAUGGAAUAUUGUGAAAAGCGGACCUUGCGGGAUUUGAUCACUCGAAAUUUGUAUAGUUCAAAUCAAGAAGUUUGGCGUCUGUUCCGCCAAAUCCUGGAAGGGCUGGCUCACAUACACAGCCUAACAAUUGUUCAUCGUGACCUCAAACCCGAGAAUGUCUUCAUCAGUGCUGGCCCAGACGGGGUUGAGAAUGUGAAGAUUGGAGACUUUGGGUUGGCGACAAGUGGACAGUUAGCGGUCGAUAAGAACAUGGCCAACAUCGAUGCCGGCGAUCUUACAAGAAGUAUCGGCACGGCUGUUUAUGUUGCCCCGGAGGUCAGAACAGGAGGCAGUGGCUCAUACACUGCCAAGGUUGAUAUGUACUCCCUGGGCGUCAUAUUCUUCGAGAUGUCAUACCCUCCCAUGCUUGGGAUGCAACGUGCGAUGACGCUUGAGCAAGUGCGACAUAACCCGCCAGUUCUUCCGUCAGACUUUAAGGCGGCUGAUAAGAAUCAUACCGACAUCUUGCUUUCGUUGCUCACACACAAUCCCAAAGAUCGUCCGUCCAGCUCAGAACUGUUGAAGAGUGGGAGGAUGCCUGUUCAGAUGGAGAGCGAGGCCGUACGGCGUGCUCUCGCAGGGAUAGCUGAUCCAAGCUCUCCUUAUUACGGGAAAGUUCUCAAAGAGUUGUUCAGUCGACAGGUUGAGCCGGCAAAGGAUUAUGCUUGGGAUAUGGGAUCAACCGCGCCGAGCGGAGCAGACUUGAUGCGCCGUUAUAUUGUGAAGGAUACACUGGUCUCGAUCUUCCGGCGGCACGGCGCUGUUGAAACUCCUACAGCGUGUCUGUAUCCCCGGUCGAACUACUACGACCAAAAUAUUGUUCGUCUUCUGGAUCAAAAUGGUACGGUUCUACAAAUGCCAUUCGAUUUGGUCAUGGGAAAUGCUCGCUCUCUUGCCCGAGUGACCCAGGGGCCUGUGAUUCAGCGGUCGUACGCCUUUGGGAAUAUCUUUCGAGAUCGCCGCGAUGGUGGACAACCGGAUGUCUAUGGAGAAGUAGACUUUGACAUUGUCACCACAGACGCACUAGAUCUCGCUCUUAAAGAGGCCGAAGCGAUCAAGGUCUUGGACGAAAUUGUCUCGGCCUUCCCCACAACCUCUUCCACGCCGAUAUGUUUCCAGCUUGGCCACUCGGACCUUCUACACCUGAUCUUUGAGUUCUGCGGUGUGGAUAUCAAUGCCAGACCGGCGGCUGCUGACGUUCUUAGCAAGCUCAAUAUUAGGAAUUUCACCUGGCUCAAGGUCAGGAGUGAGCUAAGAUCGCCAGAGAUUGGGAUCUCGGCGACCAGUGUGGACGAGCUUCAGCGAUUCGAUUUUCGAGACACACCAAGCAAGGCCAUAUCCAAGAUACGAGGUCUGUUUGAGGGUUCCGAAUUUUCGCAAAAGGUGUCGCCAAUUUUGGCUCACUUGAAGGAUGUUUAUGAAUAUACCAAGAAGUUCGGUGUGUCCAACAAGGUCUACAUUGCGCCCCUGAGCAGCAUCAACGAAGUCUUCUUUCGAGGAGGCAUCCUCUUUUCAUGUCUCUAUGAUAAGAAAGUCAAAGAUGUUUUUGCAGCAGGAGGUCGUUAUGACAACCUGAUCAAAGAACAUCGCCCAAAGAUAGCCGGCAGGUUUGAGGAGCGACACGCUGUGGGCUUCAGCCUCAACUGGGAGAAGCAGUUGGCUAAACAGGUGCCCAAAGCUACGGGUAAGGCUUUCCUCAAGAAGGCUGCUGAAGAGGAAUCACAGGGUAUCUUCAGCAUGAAACGGUGUGACGUUUUGAUUGCCAGUUUCGAUCCCUCUGUUCUUCGAUCUUCUGGGAUUGAGCUUUUGCAGAUGCUUUGGGCUCACAACAUCAGUGCCGAGUUGGCCCGCGACACACGCUCACCAGAAGACCUCCUUUCUAGCUACCGAGAGGAAUCUUAUAGCUGGAUCGUUAUUAUCAAGCAGGAUAACAUGGUCAAGGUCAAGUCUAUGGGCCGAAAGGACGCUUCAGAUGCCGAUAUCUCAGCCACGGAUCUCCUCAACUGGCUCAAGUCAGAGAUUCGCGAGAGAGAUUCUCGCGUCCUUGCCAAAACCCGGAGCAUGCCAACCGCCGCGCAUGUAGAUUCGGCCAAUGCUAUCGAGGGUGAUCGCGAACAGGAAGUUCACAUUCUAGUCGCGCAGACCAAGAGCAAAAAGUUCAACCGUCACGCCGUCGUUGAACAGGCGCAGACCAGUGCCUCUAGACUAGUCAAGGGUUUCCUGGAGGGCCCAAUAGCGGCCAUUGAGACGUCAGACACGGUCAUGGACAUGAUUAAAUCAACCAACAUUGCCGACGCCGAAAGCUGGCGGAAGGUGGAGCAGAAUGUCGGCACGGCAGAGAAGAAGUAUGUGCGAGAGAUCCACGAGAUGCUGAAGGGGUGGCGGUGGGAGUGGGAGACGAAGAAGGGGCCGGGGCAUGCGUUUGUUUACAACUUUAGGACUGGGAAGUGCAUCUACUACGACCUGGGGGCCUAG